Molecule: messenger RNA, 943 nt
Organism: Prorocentrum cordatum
Lineage: Eukaryota; Dinophyceae; Prorocentrales; Prorocentraceae
Source: the annotation of a GenBank genome assembly
AAGAUGUAGAUAUCUGGGUGCUGUUAUUGAACCGAAGUCAUUGGAUUGUCCGUUAUGUGAGUAUUCGGCUCAAACUCUAGCCGAUCUGCAUCGUCACAUUGUUGAACACACACCAGCGCAUACGCAUGCCGCUCGAGGAGCCGAAGUGGGCGCUCAAACGAAGUGCCGACUCGCAGGGAGGAGCAGACAGAAAGAAGCUGCUCACGCAGAUCGGGAGCGAGGCGGGCGGCGGAGGUUCCAAGCAGGCGGUGCUGGAGCGCAUGAUGAAAGUGCUCGCCGCUCUCGCCCUCACUCAAGCCGCGGAGCUGCGAGAUCUGAUCGCGGCGGUCUAUUUCACCUUCCUCAUCCCGUCAGACGCCAGCAUCGCGGUCGCCAUGAAGAAGGCGGGCCAAGAUUAUCAUGCCCAGGCCAAGUUGCUGAAGUCAGGAGGCGGAGGAGGCCACGAUAUUCUAGGACCGCCGUUCCUGCACGUCUUCAAAGCGCUGCUGCAGGCGGCGCACGAGGUAGCGGGCCUCACUGGCCAGCAUCGCGAGAUGAUCGCCGAGUUCUGGGCCAACAGAGUACUGAAGGAGGAGCUGUUCGCGCUGGCGGAGCAGAUCCGCCACUGCAGGAUCCGAGACACCCGCAAGAAGGAGAAUGCCAAGGACAUGAUGAGGAUCACGAUUUGUUUUUCGAGUCAGUGGAAAGAUCUGGAGGUGGCGGUGGUAUCAGCCAUCAAGAAGGAGAACGGGGUGUUGAAGAUCGGCCCGCCCCCGCGCGGGCCGUUGGAGAGGGAAGCAUCCAAGCUGUUAGACGAGCUGAACAACAUGAGCUGAGGAGUUCGAGGAGAGAAUGUAUAGGGUCUGAGGAGAGUGAACUUAGGCGCCUGGCUAGGCGUCUCGAAAUUUUUUCUGUUCGCAUGGCGGACCUUCUUUUAAGAGGAGUGAUCUCUCCAGGUGCUGCA